UAGGGUUCGUCAUCCUUAAAACCAAGUCAAACACUUGGAGCUGGUUAUUCUUCAACUGAACCGACUCGUUCAAUUCUUCCCUCCUGCCUCUGCGAAAAACAAAAACGUCAUCAUGGUGUCGCUGGGCCGCCAGAUGCUGGGCUUCAUCCUGGCCAUCAUCGGAUUUUUGGGGACCAUCAUCGUGUGCGCCCUGCCAAUGUGGAAGGUGACCGCCUUCAUCGGUGCCAACAUCGUGACGGCGCAAGUGAUUUGGGAGGGUUUGUGGAUGAACUGCGUCAUGCAGAGCACGGGCCAGAUGCAGUGCAAGAUCUAUGACUCCCUGCUGGCCCUUCCCCAGGACCUCCAGGCCGCCCGGGCCCUGGUGGUCAUCGCUAUCAUCAUUGCGGGCUUCGGGAUCAUCCUGGGGAUCGCUGGGGGAAAGUGUACCAACUUCGUGGAGGACAAGGUGGCCAAAGCCAAGGUGGCGGUCGCGGCAGGCGUGGUAUUCAUCUGCGCCGGGGUCCUGGUACUCAUCCCCGUGUGCUGGUCGGCCAACACCAUCAUCCGGGAUUUCUACAACCCAAUCUUGACCAACGCGCAGAGGAGGGAGCUGGGCGCAGCCCUCUACAUCGGUUGGGGUACGGCGGCCCUGCUCAUCCUGGGUGGGGCUCUCCUGUGCAGCUCGUGCCCACCCAAGGACGGACCCGAGUACCCGGUCAAGUACUCGGGCGCAAGAUCCACAGCCACCAGUCGGGCCUACGUCUGAGGACUGACCCUGGCCAGGAAAAACAAGACUUUCAAGUACAAUCGAACCUCAGUUCACGGACAACCGCUUUUAUGGAAAAGUUGAUUUUCCGGCAAAUCUUGCUCCGGUUUACGAACUGUGCUUCCGUCACAGCAUCCAUACGGAACAAUCAGUUGUGCUAUUUCUUUUUUUUUCUUUUUUUUUUUGCUGUUUUUCUCUAAAAUAGGCCCUCAGUCUUAAAGUCUAAUGUCUAAUGCCAAACAUGACAACGGUGUUUGUAUUUCUAAUCUCACGAAGCAGUUUGGUUUGGCAAAAUCUUUACAAUGAAAUGUGUUGACAUUUAUUUUUGUAAUUCUUCUUAACUAAACCCACCAACAAAAAGAAGACAAAUGUAACAUGGUACUGGAACGGAUGAAUUGUAUUUUCUUUCAGUUUCAGAAUGAAUUAAGUUUGUGAACUAAGGUUAGAUAACGAGGCAUGAAAACUGCCUGAGGACUGAGCUCAAAUUUAUAUUCAUCUUGAACCAUAAAAGCAACAACAAUGGGAAGCUAUUUGUACAGCCACAUAUUAUCUUGUAAAUGUGUUUUGUGUAAAAAAAUGUUCUUCUUUCAUUAUCUUUUUUUUUUACCAAUUUUACUGAUAUUUAAUAAAUCAUUUGCUUACACU
Molecule: messenger RNA, 1390 nt
Organism: Hippocampus comes (tiger tail seahorse)
Lineage: Eukaryota; Metazoa; Chordata; Actinopteri; Syngnathiformes; Syngnathidae
Product: claudin-4-like
Exons: 1
Coding region: 113-745 (210 amino acids)
Cellular component (GO): membrane; bicellular tight junction
Molecular function (GO): structural molecule activity
Source: RefSeq, a predicted model, not a curated record